GGCUGGCUUCCUUACCUUGGAGAGGCCCUGAACUUCCAAAAGAAUCCUUUAGGUUUCAUGAAAACACUUCAAAAGCAACAUGGUGACACUUUCACUGUUCUCCUUGGGGGCAUUUCUAUAUCUAAAGGCUCAAAGAGUUGUCCUGAAUUCCCAUGGAUAUGUCUCUGGAUAGCACCAAAUACCUGAAAUGAAAACGUCAAAAUUCAAUUUAUAACGAUCCAGUUGUCAGACGUUUUGUGUACAAGACAACUGGGAAAGUAUAUAACAUUUAUCCUGGACCCUUUUCAGUACCAGUCAGUGAUGAAAAACCGCAAAUUAAGCUUUCGAACAUUUACUAAUAAACUCUUAAGGAAAGCAUUUUCCAUCAAAAAGCUGGAAACCAAUGAUGACCUGAACGAUGAACUUCACAUCUGCUAUCAACUUUUACAAGGGAAAUCUUUGGACAUACUCACAGAAAACAUGAUGCAGAAUUUAAGACAAGUGCUUGAACUCCACCUACUAAAAGCCACAGAUUGGGUCAUGACACCGCUGUUGGCAUUCUGCAACUCAGUGAUGUUUGAGAUCACAUUUACAACCAUAUAUGGAAAAAGUCUUGCUGGUGGUACGAAGAAAUUUACUACUGAGCUAAGAGAUGAUUAUUUAAAAUUUGAUGACAAAUUCCCAUAUUUAGUAUCAGACAUACCCAUAGAGCUUCUAGGAAAUGUCAAGUCUAUUAGAAAGAAACUUAUAAAAAACUUGACAUCAGAACACUUAGCUAAGAUACAAGGAUGGUCAGAAGUUGUUCAAAUGAGGCAAGAUAUCCUGGAGAAAUACUAUACGCUCGAGGACCUUGAAAUAGGAGCACAUCAUUUAGGCUUUCUCUGGGCCUCUGUGACAAACACUAUUCCAACUAUGUUCUGGGCGAUGUAUUACCUCCUACAGCACCCAGAAGCUAUGGCAGUGCUGCGUGACGAAAUUGACCAUUUGCUGCAGUCAACAGGUCAAAAGAAAGGGUCUGGAUUUCCCAUCCACCUCACCAGAGAACAAUUGGACAGCCUGGUCUACCUAGAAAGCACCAUUCUCGAGGUUUUACGACUAUGCUCAUUCUCAAGCAUCUUCCGUUUUGUUCAAGAAGAUUUGACUAUACAUUCAGAGCCGCAGGACUACUGUCUGCGAAAGGGGGACUUGGUCGCCAUCUUUCCUCCAGCCUUACACUAUGACCCGGAAAUCUUUGAAGCUCCAGAGGAGUUCAGAUUUAAUCGUUUUGUAGAAGAUGGUAAGAAGAAAACCACCUUUUUCAAAAAAGGAAAAAAACUGAAGUGUUACCUAAUGCCAUUUGGAACUGGAGCCAGCAAAUGUCCGGGCCGAUUUUUGGCAAUUAUUGAAAUAAAGCAAUUGUUGGUUGUACUUUUAACUUAUUUUGAUUUAGAAAUAAUUGAUGAUAAACCUAUAGAAGCAAACUGCAGCCGUUUUCUGUUUGGUAUUCGGCAUCCAGCCUCUGAUGUUUUAUUUAGGUACAAGGUAAAAUCUUAAAGAAGCUGAAAAGAAAGAAAAGAAAUCUAUCAAAACUAACCUAAAUGUCCUUGGCUUAUCAAUUUGUUUUGAAUUUCUGCAAAUGUAAUUGCUUUGUUUGUUUGUUUGUUUGUUUGUUUAAGAAGUGUCAAUUUAUAUUUGAUCUGUGAUCAGUCCAGUCUGCACAAAACCUAUCAUAAAAUAAAAUAGAAUGUCGACAUGAAAAUGGACAUCAAAAUAAGCAUAAUGAUAAACUCAAAAUAGCUUUUUUAUGUUUUUCUACAUACUGUGAUUUUCGCCUGUCAUAGUAAAUGUACCACAAUAAAUUUGGCACUGUGGGAUUUUUUAAGUCACUCAUAUUCUUUUCUAAUAUGUAAAACCACACUUUAUGUACAACUGGAAAUUUGUGCUAGAAAUGGACACAGUCUAACAAAUGCAAAAUUCUCAGAGAAGAAGGAAAUUAAAUUUUCAUGAGAUAAACCAGGUGAAAAUGUUCCCUUCAAGUGUAAUAUCAAUAAUAUCUAUAAGCGCCUGAGUACGUUUGCAUUAAAUGAGUUUUGCAGUAGAUUAAAUGCUUCAACUUCACUUCAAUAUUUAAUCAUCCAUAAAUGUUCUUUAUUACUUUGUAUACUAUGGCUCAAUGCAACAAAAUUUCUUGUUAUGUAAGACCACUCAUGUUAAGUUAGAUACUGAUAAGAUGUAUAAGAACACACAAAACCUAUUCAUAUUCAGCAGUUGCCCGAGACAUUAGUAUUAGGUCUGUUGUUAGGAGCAAAUGUUGAAAUCAUUACAUGGUAGUGUUUGGUUUCAGUGUAAACUGGAAGGGUUAUAUCAGCAUUGCAAUGAACUCUUUCCUAGAUGCUUCCAUUUAUGUAAACUGAGAAACUAGAUAGCAGGAUUUGUUCUUGACACAUCAUCUUUUGGACUUGGAGCUUAUUUGGAUUGAUUACAUAAUGCAAUAUAAUUUUAUAUGCCAUAACGCAGCAUUGUGUCCAUGAUUCAAAGCUUUCUAAUUUCAGGGUACCAAGUGAUUAUUUGCCAUCUGACAUAAAUGAUGAUACUGUGUAUAAUCAGGAAAAGCAGGUAAUAAAAUUCAGUUAAUUUGUAUGGCAUGAUUGGAACUUCUACUAUUUCAGCAUUGUGCUAUUGGUUUUAAAAGGCGAUUGAUUUUUAAAAUAUCAUAAAGUACAAUACUUAAUAGUAAAUACAUGUUCUAGCAUUCGUAUUCUCCUUCUUAAAGUACAUGCUCUACACAUUUCUUAGUAAAGUUCUGCUGGUCUAAACUCUGAUUUUUGCUUGAUUGGAAAUGUCUUUAUUUUUGCCCUCAUCCUUAAAAGACGACUUUGCUAUGCGCACAAGUCUGUUUCCUCACGGCACUCUGAAGAUACUGCAUAGUCUUCAGGCUUCUGUUGCUGCUGUCAAGAGGUUAGCCUUCCGUCAGUUUAAUUAUUCAAAGGGUAGUCUGCCUCUUCUCUCUGAUGGCGUUAACAUGUUCUUUUUGUCUUUGAUGUUCUUGGUCUUUCUAUAUCAUGCUUGCAUGUCACAGUGCCUCUUGAGUCUGAGAAUAUGUGUCUUUUAUCAGGUGGGAAAAAUUCUCAGCCAUAAUGUCAGAAUAAUACCUCUCCCAGAGUCUGUAUUAGAGCAUCCCACUCGAUACUCCAUGUUGGUUGACCUUUUCUCCCCAUGUUUUCUAGCUCUAAUUUAUAUUCUAGGUAAUUGGUAUAGAUCUCACUCUCACGGUGUACCUAAUCUGCUCUUUAACUCAUCCAUGGAGUUUGUUUCUUGCUUCUUAUUUCACCUCAGAGGAUUGAGUAAUCCUACUCCUUAUCCUUUUUAUUCAUGGUACACACUUAUGAUUUGUCCAAGCAAGACCUCUCUGGCUUUAUCUACUUACUCUAUCUUAUUAUCACUAAUCUUCACCAUUAUACACCUCCCCAUCAUAAACGUUCUGAUGUGUUUGAUGCUUAUCUUUUUAUUAGUAUGUAUUUUUAUAAAACAUAUUACCUAUGUGCAGGUUAAUUUACAUAAGUGCUUUUUCUAUACAUGAGAUCCGUCUUUUUUUAUUAAGCUCUAUGUUUUUAAAGAUCUAUCCAUAUUACUAUACACACACACACAUACAUGCACACACACAGAUAUAUACGUAUAUUUAAUAUGUUUCUUCUAACUGCUGUUUAGUAUUCCAUAACAUGCACCCACAGUGUUUUAAUGACCUCUUCACCCCAUGAUGGAAAUUGUAUCCAUGGGAAACUUAAUUUGGGGGAGAGGCCAAAGCAGGAACUCUACCCCCACCUGUCUUCCCACUGCUGUGUGCAGCCAUCCUUCACCCUGGGCUGCCACAGACUCUGUCCCCAACCAUGGUACCACACCACACACACACACACACACACACACACACACACACACAGUUUGUGACUGCCUUCAUUCUCCCCAAGAUGUUCUAGAGUUGUUAUGUUCCAUCCUUAGAUCCUUAUGAUCCUCUCCUUUCUGUGGGUUGAUUUUGAGUCAGGUGCCAGCUGCCAACUUAGCUUUCAGUUUUUCUUCUGAUCCCACUGAGUUUGCUAAGUUCAAUGAUUAAUUUUGUUCUUCCUAUCUGCCUGGUCCUUUUCUAUGUCUUUUUCCUUUGUCGUACAGUCAAUAUCCUCUUUCAUUUCUUUAAGUAUAUGAAGAAACUUAUUUUAUGUUAUGUAUCUGAAAUUUCUAAAUCAUUAGUAUUUUGUGGGUCUGAUUCUGUGUCUGUUAGUUUAACUCUUACUCAGUAUGGCUUGUUUAUUGAGCCCGUAUUCCUUGGAAUUUUAUCUCUGGAAAAUUUUUAAGACCUGAGUUUUAAGGUUCAUUCCUUUGGGGAGAAGUUGAGUUUCUUUUGUGUGAGUACUGAUGCUAUUAUCAAACUCAGAUCACUUUAAGUUUUCAGCUUGAGUACUUUGAGAGGAGAUGAGGGAUGGGAAAUAUAUGGGUAAUGUGGGUUAUAACCCUAAAUCAGCUACAAAGCAGUUCUGUGAUAAGGAAUAGACAGGAGAGACUUUCUGCUUUGGGGAUUUUUUUUCUUUUCCCAGAGCCACCAGCGAGAGAGGCAAAUCUAGUCAGUCUUGCCUAGUCAGGCAAAUCUAGAGCAAGGUUUCUUUCUAGUUCACCAACCAAGGAUGUUCCCUUUGCAAGUUUUUGGCUUGGUGCAGCACUCUUGGAUUUCACACACACUCCCAACUGAGGCCCUAGGUUUUAUCUUCUGCCUGUCACAAAGCGUAGCCCAUUCUUUUUGUACCACGAGGACAACUAGUCCACCAUAUUCCCUGAAGGAGAAGCUACCAUAUUCUUCCAUUUGUCUCCGCGGUAUACUCUGUCUUACAGCAGAGAGAGCAUGGGAAAUUAUUCACUUCUAAUUUCUGCUUAACUUCAAAGUGUGUCCAGGAAUUUAGAAUAGAAAGUAAGAAUAAACAAAAGGGCUGAGAAAAUAUUAUAUAAAAGAAAUGGGCAGUAGAACCAAACCAGAAUCAUGUCACAGGCUUACAUGUAGGAAUUAAAGAGUGUUUAUGAACAGGAAAAAAAAUGUCAUGUAGAAAUAAGCUAAAAGACAUGGAUUCUAGCUGUGAUAUGACUAGUUUGUUAUCAUCGACCAGUCAUUUUGCUUCUCAUUGCUUCGGUUCCUUAAUUGCAAAAUAAAAAUAAUAAGGCCUUUUUGAAAUGAGGGUUCAUGAUGAGGAUUAAACAUAAUGAGACGUGUGAAUUUAUUUUGAAAAGUGUAAUGCAAUAUGUGAACAUAAAGUUGUAAAGGAGGUACUUUAACAAGGUUGCACCUUUUAAAAACUGUUCUUAUGUAUUUGUUAAAGGGAAUAUUUUUUUAGUCAUCAUACAGUUCAUUAUUCAGUCAAACAUUUAUUGAGCAUUGCCUCUACUCUAGACAUGAGGCUGUGCACUGGAUUACCCUUCUUCAAGAACACACAAUUUAUUAGGGAAAACCACACACACAACCAAUUUAUUGUAAGUGUCGUUGGAAGUAAUAAAUUCAUCUCUUUAAAAGGGUUCUAAAAUUCUGAUUUACCACUAGUUCUAACUAACCUUCCAUCAGUCAUUCCAGAGUCGUGUUCUGUAAUGAGAAAUUACCAUGUGCAUAAUUAUGCACAAUAAAACAUAUACAUCAGGUAUUGUGAUUAUAUGAUAAAAAUAGCAAACCAAACACAGUCAUUGAGGCUCCAGAAUCUUUUUACAAACUAUAUUUUAUAUAUCAUAAGAACUCUUUUUUUUUUCAUUUUUACAGCCCCUCCCUUAGUUUCAAAUUAAAGGAAAUGAAUAAUAAUAUUGUUUUAUAUGUCAUUGGCUAACAGUAACGAAGCAUUCAGUUGGCAAAAACUUAAUGCUCUGAAGAUAUUAAGAAAAAAAGCUAUUUACUACUAAAAUAAGGCACACUGCUAAGCAACCCAUGUGGGGACAUCUGUCUGCCUUGUUCUGGCUUUCCUGGAACACUUAAUUAUAUUUUCUCCAUUUUAUCAUUAAGUUUGGGGUCACAAGUCUAAGGUAAAAGAGUUUCUAUACUCAAAAUCUGCAUGAUUACUUCUGUUUAUUUUCUCACAAAAAAAAAUAAUUUGGGUAACACUUCCUGUAAAUGACUUCUAAUUUAACAGUGGAACCUUAAAACCAGUUUCAAAGAUCAAAGCACAAAAAUUAUUUAAGUUUUGAUCUUAGUAUAAAAUAAUGUCAAUAAUGAUAAAAUAAGAACUCUAUGCCUUUAGAAUAUGCACUGUUCUUAACCUAUUAAAUUCACCCAUAUUGCAAACUAUUAUUUACUUGAACUGCAUUAUUAGGUAUUCAUAUUCACAUACUCAAUUAAGAAAAAGUUAGCAAGCCAAGAUUACAUUCCCUGUAGCAUUAUUUUAAAUUAUAAUGAGUAAUCACAUAAAACUCUCCACUAUUUCUCUAACGCAAUUAUUACUUACUUUGCUUCAUAGUGUUAAUCUAAAUCAGUGAUCAUUGAUGUUUGGACUUUUUAGCUGAAGCCUUUAUUUUGUUUAUAAUACUUUCUUGAGUAAGAUGAAUUUAAUUUGUGAAAAAAACUACUGCACAAUUUUAAAAAGGAGAUAAUUUGGCAAUGCUUAUGUUUAACAAUAUUUUUUAGUCAAAGGGAAGUGCUGUAUGUUAUAAAAAAACUGUUGUUCUGAAUUGUUCGUUUAAUAUCUUUUGAUUUUAAAAUGGUAUAUAUGUGGAUUUAUGAGGGAGUAAAUCUUAAAAAGGCAUUAGAUUAGAAAUGCAAAUGCUUUGUAAUUCUACUUAUCUUUUAUUUACAACAAUAAUUCAAUAAAUUAACUUUUAAAACACA
Messenger RNA from Neofelis nebulosa (Clouded leopard), 6799 nucleotides. Its product is annotated as cytochrome P450 7B1. NCBI's taxonomy places the organism in Eukaryota, Metazoa, Chordata, Mammalia, Carnivora, Felidae. Gene Ontology annotation, molecular function: oxidoreductase activity, acting on paired donors, with incorporation or reduction of molecular oxygen; iron ion binding; heme binding. The record is from RefSeq and is a predicted model, not a curated record. Gene Ontology annotation, biological process: bile acid biosynthetic process; cholesterol homeostasis. The coding region runs from base 301 to 1512 and encodes 403 amino acids. The transcript is spliced from 6 exons.